GCAAUGCUGGAUGUUGCAGCACAUCAUGGCUGGCUGGUGACUGCUCUGAAUAUAACCAAUCUAGUGCAGAUGGUGGUUCAGGGCAGAUGGAUACAUGAGUCUUCCCUGCUUACUUUGCCCAAUAUAGAGCUACACCACCUUUACCUUUUUCGGAAAUGGAGCCAAGGCUCAAGGAAGAGCAUGCAUGGGGGUUACCAAGGACCUAUCGAGUGUCUUCCCGAACUAAUGGCUGCCUGCGAAGGAAGAGAGAAUGUUUUUGCUUCCAUUGUGGACAGUGAAUUGCAAACAGCACAGAUUUCACAGGCCUGGAAUUUCUUGUGCCGUUUGCCAAUCCUAAACAUCAGCCUGAGCAUUAAGGGCUGUUGGGAUGACCCAGUUCAGCCACAGAAUGAAGUGCCUGUUCCUUCCUGGACAACUGACCCACGAGAUGACAAAAGAUGGAUCAAAUUACACGCUGAUCAAGAGUAUGUGCUCCAAAUAAACCUGCAGAGGACUCAGAUGGGGUAUCAGGGAAAGCAAGAUAGUAAAGCAAUUGCUCCUCGCUUCCCUAAAGUUAAAGAUGAAGGAUGGUUUUUGAUACUGGGAGAAGUUGAUAAAAAAGAACUCAUCGCCCUGAAGAGAACUGGAUAUGUCAGGAAUCGAAAUACUGUUUCUCUUGCUUUUUAUACUCCAGAAACUCCUGGCAAGUGUAUCUACACAUUGUAUCUCAUGAGUGACAGCUACCUUGGCUUGGACCAACAGUACGAUAUUUACCUGAACAUUAUACCACCUCGUACGUCAGCACCUGUUGAAACAGAGGGGUCUGAUGCCAUGAGUCACCUGGCUCUGAAGUAAGGUGACACGAAGAGUCCAUUCAAAAGAACUGGUCUUGCAGCUAAGACAUCUGGUCAUUCUGGACAUCAAAAAUG
Molecule: messenger RNA, 908 nt
Organism: Mesitornis unicolor (brown roatelo)
Lineage: Eukaryota; Metazoa; Chordata; Aves; Mesitornithiformes; Mesitornithidae
Product: activating signal cointegrator 1 complex subunit 3-like
Exons: 5
Cellular component (GO): nucleus
Molecular function (GO): 3'-5' DNA helicase activity; RNA binding
Source: RefSeq, a predicted model, not a curated record